AUCAAGAUUUAGCCUCAGCCCUAAGAAAGAUCUUCCCUUUGGAUCAAUAACGGUCGAACAGCAGCAAUCUUCCGAAGCUCCACUUCUUCUCCAACAACAACACAACAACAACCACACCACCAUCAACCAUCGUCAAUCAAUCCAUCACCAUCAAUACAAUAAACAAAGAACACCAUGGGAGUCCAUUCCUUUUUAGUAUUUGAUCGCAAGGGCAAGACCAUGUUUGCCAAACGCUACGGCAAAGCCGAUGCCGAGUCGAUUUCGGACGAAGCCCAAUUGGAAGAACAACGCAAACUCGUCUUUGGAAUGCUCUUUUCCUUGCGCGAAGUCAUUGCUUCACUCAGCCCAUCGGAAGAGACGGCGUUGCAUACCGUUCAGACGGGUGCCAGUACCAUUCACAAUUACGAAACCAAUUCGGGAAUGCGAGUGGCCGUCUACAUGACACCCAAUCCCAUGGCGCCGCCGUCGGAAGGAGAUACGAUUUGCAAGAGUCUCGAACACAUUUACAAGGAAUUGUGGGUGCAGUGUGUCAUUCGGUCGCCCUUGUAUCGACCUACCGAAGGAAAUAUCAAUGCCACCAAUUUUGAACAAAAAUUAGAUGAUUAUCUAGUGGCGCAACCGUGGUUUCGUUAGAAAAACUCAUUGAUAUGCAACAAAAACAACAAAGAAAAAUGAACAUGGAGGAAGGAGAAAAUGGAGGAGAAGCAGGUGGUUCCUUUCAACCGAACCGAACACUGGAGGGAGACGACAAUGAACAAAUAAAGAAAUGGAGGUUACUGUGUGAAAAUUUCUAGAAAAGGAGACGGAAUUCUAUUGUUGGGAAGACGAUGUUGGGAUUCUAUCCGUAGAAAUGAUGUCUCUACAUGUAUUUGGUUGGUGCUAUUGUUGACAGCUUCAUGGGACGGCACCAAUAUGGCUGCACUAUAGAAUUUUGGAGCACAAAGGCCAACAUUCACGUCGAAAAAUGUCAUAAAUAAAACGUUUUGCUAGCU
Molecule: messenger RNA, 992 nt
Organism: Seminavis robusta
Lineage: Eukaryota; Bacillariophyta; Bacillariophyceae; Naviculales; Naviculaceae
Source: the annotation of a GenBank genome assembly